GAAGAGAGACACUACACAUGCCAUGAAUGUGGGAAAAGCUUCAAUCGGAGCUCUGCCCUUAUCAGACAUCAGACAAUCCACACAGGUGAGAAACCUUAUGAAUGCUCUGAGUGUGGGAAAUGCUUCAUCGAUAGUUCAGCCCUCAUCUCUCAUCAGCAAAUCCAUACCGGAAAAGCGCCCCACACAUGCUCAGUGUGUGGAAAAAGCUUCAGGCGGCGUUCUCACCUUAUCACACAUCAGAGAAUCCACACAGGACAGAUGCCUUACACGUGCUCAGAGUGCGGGAAAAUCUUUAGUCAGAGCUCAGACCUUAUCACACAUCGUAGAAUCCACACAGGAGAGAAGCCCUACACGUGCUCUGAGUGCGGGAAAAGCUUUAAUCAGAGCUGUCACCUUAUCACACAUCGGAGAAUCCACACAGGAGAGACGCCAUACACGUGCUCCGAGUGCGGGAAAAGCUUUAGUCAGAGCUCAGACAUUAUCAGACAUUGUAGAAUCCACACAGGACAGACGCUCUACACGUGCUCUGAGUGUGGGAAAAGCUUUAGUCAGAUCUCAAACCUUAUCAGACAUUGUAGAAUCCACACAGGAGAGAAGCCCUACACAUGCUCUGAGUGUGGGAAAAGCUUCAAUCAGAGCUCAAACCUUAUCAAACAUAGGAAAAUCCACAUGGGUGAGAAACCUUAUGGAUGCUCUAAGUGUGGGAAAUGUUUCUUUAAUCGUUCAGACCUCAUCUUACAUCAGAGAAUCCACACAGGGGAGAAGCCCUACACAUGCACUGAGUGCGGGAAAAGCUUUAGUCAGAGCUCAGACCUUAUCAGACAUCAGAGAAUCCACACAGGAGAGAAGCCCUACACAUGCUCUGAGUGUGGAAAAAGCUUCGGGCGGCGCUCUCACCUUAUCACACAUCAGAGAGUCCACACAGGACAGGCACCUUACAUGUGCUCUGAGUGCGGGAAAAGCUUUAGUCAGAGCUCAGACCUUAUCAGACAUCGUAGAAUCCACACAAAGGAGAAGCCCUACACAUGCUCAGAGUGUGGAAAAAGCUUUAGUCAGAUCUCAGACCUUAUCAGACAUCGUAGAAUCCACACAGGAGAGAAGCCCUACACAUGCUCUGAGUGUGGGAAAAGCUUCAAUCAGAGCUCAAACCUUAUCAAACAUAGGAAAAUCCACAUGAGAGAGAACUGU
Mauremys reevesii (Reeves's turtle) is the source of this 1188-nucleotide messenger RNA. Its product is annotated as zinc finger protein 271-like. The transcript has a single exon. Gene Ontology annotation, molecular function: DNA-binding transcription factor activity, RNA polymerase II-specific; RNA polymerase II cis-regulatory region sequence-specific DNA binding. The record is from RefSeq and is a predicted model, not a curated record. Lineage: Eukaryota; Metazoa; Chordata; Testudines; Geoemydidae. The annotation marks the transcript as partial. Gene Ontology annotation, biological process: regulation of transcription by RNA polymerase II.